UCAACAUGAUGGCUGACUUUUUAAGUUAGGGAGAUUUGUGAUAACUUAGCAAUGGAUCGUGAAUUUGACGUGAUAGGACAAUACCGUGCGAUUACUGCGAAGCUAAAAAGGCGUUUUCUGAAAAAACCUAAUGUCUCUGAGGCAAGUGGUCAGUUUGGUGCUCUUGCAAAGGAGUUGAAACGACAGGACUGUCCACAAUAUGCUGGUUUCUGUAGUCUUGCCAAGGCGAGAUGUGAAAAUACGCUGUCUAAUGGAACGGGGGAAGUCGAGGCGCUUACUGAAGCUGCACGUCUGUUUUUAGAAGCAGAGAAAAAUUCCGUGGAGUUGAGGUGUCCAGCGUUCGAGGAACACUUGACUGAAGCUAUACAUCUCUUCAAUCAGGCUAUUAAAACUCACUGUGCCCAGGGUAAUUCAGCGCUAGGAGCUUGUUUGUGCCUAGAAAUAGGCGAUGCCUUGAGACAUAUGAACCGGCCCCAUGAAGCUAUGGUCCAUUAUCAACAUGCUGCUGAGUUACAGCAUCAGAAUCCCAUUGAUGCCCUGCAGUCAAUGACUUUGGUAGCCUCAUGUAAAAUUGAUACAGGUGAUUUUGAUGGUGCCUUGUCUGUAUUAACUGAAAUGGCUUACCAUGCAGAAGAAAGAGGAACCAUGAGCCAACAGGGAAAGUUAAAGGGACCAUACCAAGAGAUUUUAGCCCACUGUGAGAUUGGACGUGUUCUUCUGUUAAUGUUACUUCAACCAACACCACAGCGAAUUCGUCCUCAGCAUGCUCAAAUACUUGAGAAGUACUCAGAGGAUUCAGAUCCUGCUGAAAACCCUGUGGAUUACAUGAAUAAAGAUCUCUUCCUGUUGCUUCAGUCAGUGGUGAUGGUAUGUCAGUUGCAUGAUGUGGAUGCUCUUAAAGAGCUAGAGAAAGAACUAUGGACUUACCUUGAUCCUGAGCAACAGCAUCUUCUUCAUCUUAUCACUUUAAAAUUUUCAAAGAAAGGAGAAUGAAAAUGUGGUACUGUUGUCAAGUACAAUUUCAGAAAUCAGAAAGUUUUUCUCGAUACAAAUGUCAAAGUAUGUGGAUAUUAAAAUGCCUGGAUGUCAAUAAUUAAUUGAAAUGAACUUAAAAGAACUGUAAUGGUCUGGUGAGUAGUUACAGUAACACAGGCCACAACUUCUUUUUGGAAAGUAAAAUAAUCAAUUAAUUUAAUUUACAUAGAGAAAUAUCAAGUACUUUUUUAUAAGCAAUGAACAGUACUAUUGGCUAUUGGUUGGCUGGUGUAAUAACCCACACAGAUUGCUGAAGAACAUGAGAAGGUUUAUGGAUCACAAGCCAGAGACAAGUGAUGAGCAAACUUUCCUAACUUCAAUUUUUAAAGGUGCAAUAAAGGAUAGUAUUCUGACCAA
This is a messenger RNA of Pocillopora verrucosa, 1392 nucleotides long. RefSeq names its product 40-kDa huntingtin-associated protein. NCBI's taxonomy places the organism in Eukaryota, Metazoa, Cnidaria, Anthozoa, Scleractinia, Pocilloporidae. The record is from RefSeq and is a predicted model, not a curated record. Gene Ontology annotation, biological process: vesicle cytoskeletal trafficking. Gene Ontology annotation, molecular function: protein binding. Gene Ontology annotation, cellular component: early endosome.